AUGCUAGAAGCAAAAGAAGAGGCAGUUAGAAAAGAUGGCGAAUGGUUGGUUAGUGAUGCAGAGGAGAAGAAGAAAAACGAGAGGAGGAGGGCAAUGGCUACAUGGUGGGUUCUUGAUCUUGGUAGAGGGAAAGAUAUGGUUCUUGAGAAGUUAAUAGAAGUGGUGAAAAGGUCCUUGAAAGACGCCAUGGAAGUGUUAAAGAAAAAGAAAUGA
Dovyalis caffra is the source of this 213-nucleotide messenger RNA. The record is from the annotation of a GenBank genome assembly. NCBI's taxonomy places the organism in Eukaryota, Viridiplantae, Streptophyta, Magnoliopsida, Malpighiales, Salicaceae.